CGCGACGCGGGAGGGAGCUACGCGGAACGUGAAAGAAUACGGCGUGUUUGUCGCCAUUUUGCUGCACGCGUAGUUGCAUGACGUGACUACGGUUCGCCACCAUAAGAAUUGGAGUGCUGUGCAACAGUGCCUACACCACAUCAGAGCUGUCUACUGUAGCGACAAGCUGCACACUCGCAGCUAACUUCCUCGGGAAGGGAGAGAAGUCUCGCUUGGCAGCCCCGGCUCGUACGCCACCAUCCUGCCGCGCGCCCUCGCGUGCCGCCCUCCCGUCUGCUCCCCGGAACGCGCGUCGAUGGAAUGUUGUGUGCCGUCGUGGGAGAAACGUUUGAAGCGUAAAGCGCGCAAGGAACGGUGUUCGGCUGGUUUUCACGCCACGGCUGGAUUUUACACCGGUAUUGCCUGUAUCGUGCGCUCGGUGGAUGGUUUAUUUACUCCUUGGGCCUUUUCGGCUCUAUGAUUUGCGCUGGUGUUGGGUGCCUGUAUGCUCUUCAUGUUGAUGGAGGAGUUCUCCUGGGACCGCUUUCUGGAGCUUGUACAGCAGCACCGGUACCUGUAUGACACCAAUCAACCAGAAUACAAGGAUUCGGCCCUCAAGGACCGCCAAUGGGUGAAAAUAGGGCAGUGGUUCGGACUAACAGGAUGGCAGGCAAAGAACAAGUGGAGAAACGCACGCGACCGCUACAUCAAGAUACGAGUCCAAAUGAAGCGCAGCGAUCGCAGGGUGUACGACAAAAUGGGCAUUCCCGUCCCGAAAACUAAGUGGCAGUACUACAAGACGCUGGACCGCAUGCUCAGGGACGCGAAGCAGCACGGCCCACUAUGCCAAAUGGACCCUAUGAUCAAGCCAAAGACAGAACCAGUUGAAUACUUCUUCGAGGGCACGGAUACGCAAGAGGUGACAAUUGACGCUGGGACUUCUCAAGAUGGCGACCCAAGCAUCACGACUGAGACGACAACCAUCGGAAUGACUCUAGAGAACAGCCGUGACACGGACGCUGUUGACUUGCAUAGGAAUGAGGUUAUGUCUUCUCCAGAAGUCGGAGGCGCAGCAACUCGGAGGCAGCGGCGCCGAGAUCUAGAUUUUGACGAUGACGACGACAGUACAUUGCGGGCUCAAGAGGCAUCGCUGCAGAAAAGCCUGGACACUUGCAUGAGGCAUUUGGUGGCCAUGAAGCCGGGAUCCUCGACGACACCCCAGCGACAGGAUACCUCUCGGGACGAGUGCCACGACCACGCACUGUCGAUCGCUGCCAGGUUGCGUCGUCUGGACGACGUAGCGCUGCCGCAGGUACUGCACCGCAUCAGCGCCAUCCUGCUGGAAUUCGGUGUGUGACGAGAGAUCUGACUGAUGAACGUGGUGAUCCUUGUAGUGUAUGUGCUUAAGUGCGUUUGACUUCGUUUUCAUCUGCUAAAGGGACAUGAUGAAUAAUCUGAGCGCAACUGGAUUAUUGCGUCGUCAUUGCAAGCUGCGCGGCGGCGUAGAACUGUGGCGGAUAUCCUAAUGUGACAUCCACAAAACUUUCUUUCGCCUCGUUCGUACUCUUGUGGAGUGAUGAUGUGGUGAAAGCGUGUGUGCUGCUCGGUUAUUGACCUGCGUUAUUGGCAGAGAUAUUAAGCUUUGUUGUUUCUGAAAGCAUGGAAGCAAGGUCCAAUAUGGACGGCGACUAUCUGUGGUGUAGCUUAAAGGCCGAACCACAUGCAGUGUUUUUGCCGGCGUUAUCUGGCGCUGCGUCUCUCGGCGUCGUCACAUAAACGCCGCCAAAGAGGGCGACGAACCACAUCAGAAGCGCUGAGGCCAGCGCAAGGCCAGCGUCGCACAUUGUGAACAAAGGGAAUAAACCUUAAAACUGGCAAAGCAAUGUGCAGUUGUCGUCCAUGGACCAACAAGAAAUAUUGCUGAUUAUAGCUUUUAUGCCUCAUUUGCAGUUUUGCAGUGCGAAAAACCAGUCACAGUGCUGCCGAAAGGGCUAUCUUCCUUUAUUUUACUCGUAGCGCCAACUACUGAGACUAAGAAGACCACAAGCUAGUAAUAUAUGGCCUCUGAGCUUGAAGUUGUCCGACAUCUUUGUCGCCACGUAUUCGGGCAAUACACUCAUUCCUGCUAAGCCUACCGAUGAACUUGAGUAUGGCUCUCGGAAGCAGUUUAAAGAUGUCACGAGCGCUUUGCUGUCGAAGCUUCCAGGGAACAAGCUAAGUCAAAUACAAGCGUCAGUUGAGAACUUGCGGGCCGCACAGUGCAAGGCGAUGACUUAAUAGAUCCGAGGCGGGCGGCAGCCAUUUUGGCCGCAUUGACGAUGCCAUUACGUAGGUUGAAGUCGCUGGCAGCCGCGCGCUGAUUGGUUCUGUGUCCACCGAACUGCUUCCGGCGUCAUCUCCGAUCCUGCAGAUGUCUGGGACGUCCUAAGGUGGAGGUGUCGGCCACCGUCAACGCUAGCAUCGACGCCGAGUGACGCCGGGGAACGAAACGCCGGAAAGACGCUGGCAAAAACGCCACAUGUGGUUCGGCCUUAAAGGUGCAAGUUGCUACAGAGGUACUCAGACGUUGUGUACCAUACAAAACAAAUCUAGUUUACACUGUUUUUUACGUAGAGGCUCCACUUUUGUGAGACAUCCCCACAAUACUCUGUCAGUUCGGGGACGUUGAUGUCAUGUGUUCCAUUCUUUUUAGAAAUGUUUGCGGUGUAUUUUACUGCUGUUCUUGAGCGUACCAUGUAAAUAACCGGUAGGCUGCCUACGACGUCAUCGCAAUGGCACCUCGGAACAAAUUUUAGAAUUCACUACAAACACGCAAUUUCUUGUUUGAAUCAAGGUUUACGACGUCCAAUUCAUUGCGGCUGUUUUCAAUACAAAACGGCACCAAAGAUGUUCCACGGAUAAUAAACGAUUGCGAAUCUGAUAAUAGAGCGUCUCACCACGUACCGUAUUCUGGCACACACAACGGCUUUUGCUUAUACAGGGUUUCCGAAAGCUUGUAGUAAUAUCUAGUGAGGUUGCAUGUACGCGCAGUUUAUAAUCGUCAAUUUUUAGAGCACCACGAUGAUUACCCCUACACAUUAAAUUAACGCCGGUGCCGUAAAUUUACAUGAACAGCUCAGGUGAAAAUAAUUUGUUACUGCAAUGAGACCUGUCUGAUUCUCCAAGUUCUGCGUCGCCGACACGGGCACUCACAUUUGUACUACCUCAGGAAACCCGGUUUGGCGACAAACAUACACCAUAAUACUUCAGCAAUAACAAAACCCAACAGAUAUGCCUGAACGUAUAGUCCAGAUGGCAACAUUGUUUUAUGAGUGCCAUACAUGAUUUUACGUUUUCUGCAGCGUUGCAGUACUGAGAAUGCAUGUUCUACUGGCGAUAUCUGCGGAUGGCACACGUCACAACAGCCGGAAUCAAUCUGAAAUAAAUGU
Messenger RNA from Rhipicephalus sanguineus (brown dog tick), 3407 nucleotides. RefSeq lists its product as uncharacterized. The transcript is spliced from 7 exons. The coding region runs from base 485 to 1336 and encodes 283 amino acids. Gene Ontology annotation, cellular component: nucleus; transcription regulator complex. The record is from RefSeq and is a predicted model, not a curated record. Lineage: Eukaryota; Metazoa; Arthropoda; Arachnida; Ixodida; Ixodidae. Gene Ontology annotation, biological process: regulation of transcription by RNA polymerase II.